Molecule: messenger RNA, 2619 nt
Organism: Leptosia nina
Lineage: Eukaryota; Metazoa; Arthropoda; Insecta; Lepidoptera; Pieridae
Source: the annotation of a GenBank genome assembly
AUGAUGGACUGCCUGUGCCCCGCGCCACGGACCCUGGCUUGCCGCGUAGUGUUUCUAGAUGAGAGGGAAUUACUUCAUGAAAUGCAGGAUAAUAGCACGGGUCAAGUUCUGCUAGACGUCGUAUUUCGGCACCUUGAUCUUCUGGAGACAGCUUACUUCGGACUGCGUUAUGUCGAUCAAGAUAAUCAAACGCACUGGCUGGAUGCUGGUAAACGUCUGAGACGACAGCUCCGAGGUUCAGAUUCGCAUACAUUUUAUUUUGGAGUCAAAUUCUACGCUACGGAUCCUUGCAAACUAUUAGAGGAAAUAACGAGGUACCAGUUAUUUCUGCAACUGAAGCAAGACGUUCUGCGUGGUCGACUGCCUGUCAACUUCGACCUGGCAGCUGAGCUUGCAGCCUACGUCCUGCAAUCCGAGCUGGGAGAUUACGAUCCCAGAAGACACGGACCAGGCUACGUUUCAGAGUUUCGCUUUUUGACACAUCAAACACCUGAAUUGGAGGGUCGAGCUGCUGAUAUUCACAGAACAUUAACAGGUAUAUCUCCGGCGCAAGCUGAGUUAAGCUAUUUAGACAAAGUCAAGUGGCUAGACAUGUACGGCGUCGAUCUCCACCCUGUCUUGGGCGAAGACAGCGUCGAGUACUUUCUGGGACUUGCGCCAAGUGGCCUGUUGCUUCUACGAGGGAAGCAUACAGUAGCUACCUAUUAUUGGCCACGAGUCUCCAAAGUCUAUUACAAAGGACGCUACUUCAUGAUCCGCGUGGCUGACAAAAAUAACGACACUUCGACGUAUGGCUUCGAAUCACCAACGAGGGCGGCCUGCCGUCACCUGUGGCGCUGUUGCUCUGAUCAUCACACAUUCUUCAGGCUUCAGCAAUCGUCACCGGCCUCCGCUGAUAUCUUCACAUUUGGGUCAAGAUUGAGAAAUAGCAGUGGACGUGGGACCAGACCCCGGCCACCACCCAGCUUUACGCGCACGCCCUCCAGGCGCUAUGUCCGCCCUCAUGCCUCGUAUACAUCUCUACACGAUGUGCCAAAGCUAGAAGACUUAAGAAUAAAAGACUGUCCUCAAAUGAAACAACCUACCUCAGUACACCGACCUAACUCUAUUAUGCUUACUUAUAGAAUAAGUGGUGAGGCAAAUUGUGAACCAAUAACAACGACGGGGGGUUCCCCGCGAUCGACACGUUCUGCGCCGGCUCGAAGAGGGUUAUAUUCGGCGUCACCCACAGCCAACCGACCACCACCAGUGCCCAGACAUAGAUCUGCAUCCGUCGACUCUCAGAGCUCAAACGAUUCCAGAUCGAAUCGCAAGCAUAGACAUCGCUCGCGGCGACAACAAUCAGAUGCUGAAAGUGAAUUGUCAAGAGGUUCCGGUCGGUCAGGUCGAAGGCACCGACGCCAUCGAUCACGCCACAAGCACGACUCGGCAUCAGAACGAGACGAAGCACAGCCUGAUACCAAAGAGUACGAGCUAGUGGACUCCGAGUCACAAUGGAAGGAAGUAUUGAGACAGACGUCAGGCACUGGCGUUCAAGUCGCGAGCGUCCGUCGUUCACAAAUGGAGCCGGAGAUAGGAACCCAUCGUUCAUCGCACAGACCGCGAAGACACAGAAAACAUCGGUCACGGUCUGGUUCACCUGACAAAAAAUGGCUUCCGAAUGAACUCAAACAACACUUGGAGUUCUCCCUAGUGGAUACUGCGGGAAUGACGGAAGAGCAACUUAAGGAGAUACCAUAUACAGUCGUACAGACGAGCCAUGCACGGCAUACGAAGUUGCGAACGACGUCAAAGCAUAGGCAGAACGAGCCCGGAUCCCUGUCAAGACGGGAGAAGGGUCACAAAAGUGAUCACGACAAUCACAAUCAAGGCUCACUCAGAUCGGUCUCGAGCACCCUCAGCGCGCACAGGACCUCUAACGAGAAACAUGGAAGGCGCAUCUACCCAUGCUACGACGACCCAGCGCUUCGAGCGGGCGAUGACUUUCUCACAAACAAUGGCUACAAAAGCUCUGCGACUCCAGUAAAUAACAACCCUUAUAGUCCAGUCACCAACAGCAACAGCAAUAGCUCCAGCGGCGAACUGAUAGGCAGUGCCAGAGUGUCACAUGAGCACACAGAUUCCGGUCUAGGCGCUGACCAGGAUUAUGCUUAUUCUUCCGAGAGGUCAAGCGACAGCGCGAAGUGCGGCGCUGGUGGUUCGCUGGCUCCUGUGAGUAGGCAGUGGGUCGGUGCGUGCGGCGUGGAGGUGGGGACCGGUGGCGGGGUGUGGCGACGACCGCCAGCUGGUCCGGGGCGCGCGCGCGCAGCCACCGGUUCGCAGCGGUCUCUCGUGUCUGUCGCCAGCGAUAGUGCUGCCACGAGACGAUCACACCACGCACAUGCCCCGCCACGCGUACAUCCCCACCCCGCGCACUCUGGCUUUUCUCUCUUCAGGCACGCUAGCAACAACAACAUAGUGGUCGGCGACAGCGGGUCCCUGGCGCGGCGAUACGCGCGGCCGUCGCGCGACUACAACGCGAACGUGCCGCGGACGCACGCGCGUCACGCACGCCACGACACCACCCUCGACAUUAUCCUUAAACCGCUCAUAGAAAGCACGCAGCUGCAAAGCAACUGA